Messenger RNA from Lindgomyces ingoldianus, 1269 nucleotides. RefSeq names its product oxidative stress survival, Svf1-like protein. Lineage: Eukaryota; Fungi; Ascomycota; Dothideomycetes; Pleosporales; Lindgomycetaceae. Gene Ontology annotation, biological process: response to oxidative stress. The transcript has 4 exons. The record is from RefSeq and is a predicted model, not a curated record. Bases 20 to 1153 code for a protein of 377 amino acids. Gene Ontology annotation, cellular component: cytoplasm.
GCCGAAGUCUCGACGCAACAUGUUUAGUUGGGCAAAACAACAGCUGGCGAAUGUCGCCGGCACCCAGGAACCUGAGUAUGGCCCGACGGCCAUUCAGGCCGUUGGAAAGCAAGAGGGCGACCCCACCCACACCGAGUUGACUAAAGCGGAUAUGAAAUGGGUCACUAUGGAAUCCACCUCCCUCGAGACGCAGACGUUCUACGUCACCGCAGACAGUGGCCAUUUCGGCUUCUUACAGGUCCUCUACAGCAACGUAGCGGGUCUACGAAUCACCGUCCAAUUUAACUGUAAACUUUUCUAUCCUGACAACAAGAAACCCGCCCUCUGGACAUCCGACCCUCUCGAGAACUACGGUUUCGAUGAGGAGCAGUUCUCAUUCUAUGCCGACGGCAUUUCUUUGGAGCUCUCCGAGGAUGGGUCAUCAUAUAUAUUAAAGUCGGCGGUAAAUGACAACGGUCUGGUGAAUUUGAAAUUUACCAAAACAGCUCCCGGAUUUGUCGCUGGGAAGAACGGCACGAGCUACUAUGGGACAGAUCCAGAGAAUCCCUGGGGAUCCAUGAGGCAUGCUUUCUGGCCAAGGUGUAGUGUUGAGGGUGUCAUCAUCACAAAGGAUGGAGAGGUUGAUUGCAAAGGCCGAGGGUUCUUGUCCCACGCUCUUCAGGGUAUGAAACCCCAUCACGCUGCCGCUCGGUGGAACUUUUUGAACUUCCAAUCCCCAACAUAUUCCGUAAUAUUGAUGGAAUUCACCACACCACUUUCGUAUGGCUCGACUGUUGUUAGAACCUGCGGGGUAGCUACCGAUGGCAAGCUGCUCUUUGCUGGAACAUCUGCCGAUGUCAAGCACAUCGAAACCAAGCAAGAUGCAGAGAACGAAUGGCCAGAGCCUACUUCAGCAAGCUAUCACUUGGAAGGGAAAACCGAGGAUGGCAAAGAAGCAUCUGCCCAUCUUGAAGGAAGCCUUGGCGAAAGACUGGAUCGCGUCGAUGUCAUGGCGGAGGUCCCGGGGUUUGUCAAAGCGAUUAUUGCCAGUGCGGCAGGCACGAAACCAUACAUCUACCAGUUCGCUCCGAAGAUGACGCUUGAGGUGAAGAUUGGAGAUGAGGUUAAGAAGGAGGAUGGAGCCAUGUACUCUGAGGCUACCUUCAUCUCAUGAGGGUUCGAUCUUGGCAGGACACUCUCUUCUCGCCCCUACCUAGCUUUAAUGAUUAGAACUCUCAAGGCUGGCGCUUGAGGAUUCCUAAUGAAUGAAUGCAUAUUACCUUCUCAUCA